Octodon degus (degu) is the source of this 1845-nucleotide messenger RNA. Its product is annotated as BCL-6 corepressor-like protein 1. Gene Ontology annotation, molecular function: protein binding; transcription corepressor activity. The record is from RefSeq and is a predicted model, not a curated record. Gene Ontology annotation, biological process: negative regulation of transcription by RNA polymerase II. The transcript has 2 exons. Bases 169 to 1713 code for a protein of 514 amino acids. Lineage: Eukaryota; Metazoa; Chordata; Mammalia; Rodentia; Octodontidae. Gene Ontology annotation, cellular component: nucleus.
AGGAUUGCUUUAACGGCCCUGACGUCUUGUGAUCCAAGCUGAUCUCAUCAGAAACUCUUACUAAGGUUCCUUGGAAAAGAACGUGAGGAGCAGUUUCGGUGACUUCAUCCCAGUGUCUCUGAGCACCCCGACACACAGUGUGGAAGCAUCUGUAGCUCCUUUGCUGGCAUGGCAGACAGUGUGAUGAGAAGCCAGGAAGUCUUCCCCACAGAGGACGAGGAGGAGGUGACCCCCACCCCAGCUCAGCUUCCAAAGGUGAGAAAGACCCCACAGGACGUUCAGUAUUGCAGCCAUGGUGCCCACGACAAGACACUGCUGAGCCAGGCCCGCAGGAACCUGUGGCGAGCCCGAGAGAUGCCAUGGAAGACAGAGGCCUCCUGGCAGAUGUGGGCUGCUGACAGAGAGGAGGAGGAAGGUGAGGAGGAGGGCCUGCUGAGGAAGAAGAAACGGAGGAGGCAGAAGAGCAAAAAAUAUCCAGCUGGGGAGUUCCUGAUGGAACAAGAGAAGCAGCGGCGGAAAGGGAGAGCAGAUUUAAACACCCGGAAGCAGAAGGCUUCCUCCCAGAGUGUGGAGCACCACCUCUGGAGCAGGAAGCUACUCUUGCCCGGCAAAGCCCAGGGGAUUUUGGAUUCACCAAAUGGCUUCCACCCCAAUAAUCUGGAGGAGCCAGCCUGCUUUGAAAAUCCUGAAAAGCCAUCAGGAAAACGAAAGUGCAAGACCAAGCACAUGACAGAACCGUGUACACCCUGUAAGUCCCAAAGUGCCGGCCCAGAAGAGGCUUCGGAGUCACCUACAGCCCGGCAGAUGCCCCCAGGUGCUCUGCGGCUCAUAGUGAACAAAAAUGCCGGUGAGACCCUCUUGCAGCGGGCCGCAUGCCUGGGCUGUAAGGACAUCGUUCUGUACUGCCUCCAGAAGGCUCGCGAGGAUGUGAAUCACCGCGAUAACGCUGGCUACACAGCCCUGCAUGAGGCCUGCUCUCAGGGCUGGACUGACAUCCUGCACAUCCUCCUGGAGCAUGGGGCCAACGUGAACUGCAGUGCGGAGGAUGGAACAAGGCCAGUUCAUGAUGCAGUGGUCAGUGGUAACCUGGAGACCAUUUGGCUCUUGCUGUCCUAUGGGGCCGAUCCCACCUUGGCCACCUACUCGGGGCAGACAGCCGUGAAGCUGGCCAGCAGCGACACCAUGAAGCGCUUUCUCAGUGAUCACCUCGCAGAUCUUGAGGGCCGAGCAGAGGGUGAUCCAGGUGUAUGCUGGGACUUCUACAGCAGUUCUGUGUUGGAGCAAAAGGAGGGCUUUGCCUGUGACCUCCUGCACAAUCCUCCUGGGAGUGCUGAUCAAGGAGAUGAUGUGGAAGAGGAUGAUUUCAUGUUUGAACUCUCAAACAAGCCUCUUCUCCCUUGCUACAACCUCCAGGUGUCUGUGUCCCGCGGGCCCUGCAACUGGGUCCUCUUCAAUGAUGUCCUCAAACGGCUGAAGCUCUCUUCUAGGAUCUUUCAGGCCUGGUUUCCACACCUAGAAAUCACCACCCUGCCCACGGCUGAGUUCUGCCAGCAGGUGGCCUCCAGUCAGCUGCUGACCCCUGCUGAGAGGCCUGGUGGCCUGGAGGACAGGCCUUCCCCAGGCUCCUCUGAGACUGUGGAGCUGGUUGCUUACGAGCCUGAGCUCCUUCGGCUCCUAGGGUCUGAGGUGGAAUUCCAGUCAUGGAACAGCUGACCAGGACGACAGCCCCUCCCUGUGUUUUCUCCUUCCGAGUUCACCCUCUCUCACCUCCCAUGUCGCACCAGACUAUAGUUGUCUUGUUUCGGAUCUUUUAUGAUUUUUUUUUUUUUUUUGGUUGAAUUGUGU